Molecule: messenger RNA, 4482 nt
Organism: Trichogramma pretiosum
Lineage: Eukaryota; Metazoa; Arthropoda; Insecta; Hymenoptera; Trichogrammatidae
Gene: vg
Product: myb-like protein Q
Exons: 5
Coding region: 949-2604 (551 amino acids)
Biological process (GO): regulation of transcription by RNA polymerase II
Cellular component (GO): nucleus
Source: RefSeq, a predicted model, not a curated record
UCGUGCUGGCAAGUCGUCGUCGUUGUGUCGCCUGUGUCGUCGUCGUCGUGUUACGAUAUAAGCGCGUGCUACAUCGCGAUAACAAUAAUAAAAAAAAUAAUAAUUAAUAAAUAAUUACGGCGAUCGUUCGCGAGGAGUGCACACAUACGACUCGUGUAUGCUCGCUGUCGAUGUCGUUUCUCUUUAAUCGAAAUAAUAACUAAAAAAAAAGGGUAAUAAAAUUUUCCAAAGAAUUAAGCAGCAGCAGGGGGAGAACACGAGGGAGACUUUUCUCACCCCACCCUAGCCCUCCUCUCUCUCUCUCUCUUCUUCAUCUUACCCGUGGUGAUACCGUGAUUAAAUUUCCGUCUAUGAAGUGCGAGUGUGUUUGUGUGCGAAUGAUAAUAAAAAAAAAAAAAAACGUGUUGACUCACUUUUUCGUGUCCAAGUAGUGCCCCGGUGUGCGUGACAUUGAGUCCGAUUUAUAAGAAAAGAAAAGAAAAAAACGUGUGAUACAGGUACAUUUAUAUAGAAAUUUUCUACCGAAUUUCUAAGUAAAAAAAAAAAACAAGUGUCAAAAUCAAUCUGUGCGCCGUGCUGUCGCCCACUGGCCUUCAACUGGCUGACAUAACGCGACAGAACCCGGAUUAUCCGGGUUUUCAAUACCACUACUUCAAUUAUCUCGAGGCGAACAGCCACAACAACAACAACCACAACAACAGCGGCAGUGGCGGUAGCGUAUCCUCGUCGUCCUCGUCGUCGUCCGCGUACCACCCCGCCCUGAUAAUCGGCGGGGACAACAACAGCAGCAGCAACUGCAACAGCAACAGCAACAGUCCCGUGAUAAUAGACAAUCACUAUCAUCAGUCGGACCUAGUUAUAGACGAGCAUCAGCGUUGUCAUCGACACUAUCCAGCAGCACCGCCAGCGCUACCAGCACAGGGCCCGUCCGCGACGGCGGCGGUGAGCAUGAGCUGCUCCGAGGUGAUGUACCAGUACUAUCCGUACCUGUAUCAGAGGCCGCCGCCGCCGCAUCCGCCGCCGCCACCGCCGCACCCGCACGCGGCGGCUGCGGCCUCGAGCAAUGUCGUGGUCGGGGCCGCUCAUCCGAGCGUGGCCCACGCCGGUAAUCACGCGGCGGCCGCGGCCCAUCACGGCAGUCCCGCGAGGCCGGCGCCCUUUCAGCCCUUCUCGCCGGCCGCCGCCACGGCCAGCCACCAGUACGAUAGGACGACAUUCUUACACACGAACAGCGCCACAACGAUCACACCCACCUCAUCGCGCGCUCAGCAGACCAAUCGCAUGGAAAGCCAGCAUAUCAAUCAGCUGAACGUGAACCAAAGAUCGCUGGAGAGCGCAAGCCUGGAACUGGCCUCGGCAGCGGCAGCGGCAGCGGCGGCGGCAGCCUCGGCCGUGCAGCAGCAGCAACAACAGUCCAGCAGCGCAGGAGGCGGUAGUUCGAGCGCCGUGCCCCAGGGCCAGUCGAGCAGCAACGCCGGCUCCCUCAGCUCGGCGCCGAGUCCCGCCUCGCCCAGACAAACCUCCCAACAGCAGCAGCAGCAGCAACAGCAACAACAACAGCAACAGCAGCAGCAUCGGCCGUCGCUGUCAUCGUCGGCCCAGACGCCGCGGAGCCUCGACGACGACAGGUCGACCGAUGGUAAGCUCACGAUGAUGAUGACGAUGGCCGGCCCGCGGGACGCGAAUCACAACUACCACCCCUAUUACCGAUACCAUGACCGACAACGACGUCGAUCCACACAAUCGUCUCUAUCCUCCUGUCACUCCUCCUGGCAAUCGUCGUUAUCUUCGUCGUCCCCCGAGCUCGAUGUAACCUGCAUGCAUGACCAAGACGAUAACGCGCUAACGACGACGACGCCUACGGAUGCGACCAUGUUGUAUAAUAAUUUCUGUCCGACGGGUCACGCAGUCGGCGCCAACACGGACGACUCGAGCGACCAUCAUCAGCAUCACCAACAGCAUCAGCAGCAUCAGCAGCAACAUCAUCAUCAGCAACAGCAGCAGCAACAGCAGCAACAGCAGGGCGAGUCGUCGCAGGGCCGCGCCCAGUACGUCAACGCCAAUUGCGUCGUGUUCACGCAUUACCGGGGCGACGCCGCCAGCGAGGUCGACGAGCACUUCCAGCGCGCCCUGGCCCAGGACAAGCUCAAAGGUCCGUUAGAAUUUCAUUUUGCAGACAACAACAAUCCGAUGAUCGCGAGGAAUUUCCCGGCCUCGUUCUGGAAGAGCCACCACGACGUCUACGAGUACACGGCCGACCCCUGGCAUCCGCACUACACCCAGUAUCAUCCCCGAUCCGUGCACGACUACCAUCACCACCAUCAUCACAACAUGGCAGCGGCGGCGAGCUACAACAGCCUCCUGCUGAAUCGCAGCCUCGGCCACCCGAGCGCCGGCGCCCACCAUCCGGGCGUCAACGUCAACGUCGCCGCGGCGGCCGCUGCUGCGCAUCAUCACGCCGCUGCGAGCUACAAGGACUGGACGACCGCAGCGGCGGCCGCGGCCGUCCAGACGCCGACGGCACAGUCGCUGGUGGACGCGUCCUCGGCGCCGCCCUAUCCGCACGGACCCUACGCGCCGCUUUCGAGCGACUACUGGACGUAAACGGGAGAGGGAGAAGGAGAUACGAGUUUUUUCAACUUUUCAUUUUUUUUUGUUUUAUUUCGUUGUCGACGAUUCGAUACUUUGUUUAUUUUUUUCUCUUAUCCGACCCCCUUUUUAUUACGAAGUAAUAAUUUGACUGUACAAAUGGCGACGAUCGCGAAACUGCUUCACUAUAGAUCAUAUUAAUGCAAAAUGAAUACAAUAUAACGUAACUAGUGUAGAUUGUAAUUUGUAAAUUUCGUUGUAUUAUUGUAUUAAAUUAUCUAAACGAAUAUUAAGUAUACACGAUAGCAUAAUACGAACAAUCGUCGAGUGUCCUUUUCUCUCUCCCCCGACACGAAAAAAAAAAAAUCGGCAAACACGAUUUUCCACUCGAUCGCGCGCGAUGACGCGUAAAAUUGUUUUUAUUCCCUGUAUACCCGGCGCGAGUCGAGGGUGAGAGACACAUAGAGAGAGACAGGAUAGACGCGUAACUAAUGUGUUUAUAUAUACGCGCGAUGGACACCGAGGACGAUUAUCUCUUGCACCACACUCGAUGCAUGAGUGCAUGAUUUUCCCCGCGCGAUUAUCGCGCGUUAUAUAGAAGAUACACAUUCGAGUGUGGCGUAUAAUCGUGACGAUACGAGCCAUAAAAACUCGUCGUAAGAUUAUUUUAUGUGGCAUUGACGCCCACGCCCACACGCACACACACAGUUUUACGCUUCAAUUACACGUAUACAGUACACACUUACACACACACACAGACAUGAUAUAUAAGCCCCCAUUUAUAUAAUACACCUAUACAGACACAAGCUUAUACCAAAUUGCACGCGAAAUAUGGAGACGAGUAUUGCGGAUCAUCCGACUAGGUAAUGAUAGUUUGUAAUUGAGAAUACAAGUAGCUUAAUUCAUUACGAUGAUAUACAGCUUUGAAAAAUGAGCGACAUAAUUAUUGUAAUAAUUUAAAUUUAAAAAAAAAACAAGAGAAUUAAAAAUUAACGAAUCUCGCGCGCUUCUACCCCCGUGUAUAUUACGACGCUAUUAAAAUAUAAUUGUACUCGAUGAAAUAAUUAAGAAUUUACAAAUUAUACGAUAUAUUAUCAUUAUUAUUGUUUAUAAUUCGACGCCAAAAGGGUCUGCAAGUAAUACGUUAUACGUAAGCGACGUUACAUUAUUAUAAUUAUCAUCAUUGUUUAUUAUUAUGAUAAUGUCAACGAUCGCGUCUUUUUUUUCGUGUAUCUGUAAAUAUAUCGCAAUUGCCAAGAUUGCGAGGGACAAUUGAUGCGAAAAAAAAUUGAGGCGUGCACAAAGUUGAUAAACAACAACGAAAAAAAAAAUCAUCACUUCUAAUAACGGCAUUAUAUAGAGAAAAAUAAAUAACUUCGAUCGUUAUCUUCUCUAUCUACUAGCAAUAAAGUUGUGACGUUAUCUUAAAAUGAUCGUUGUGGUGAUUCUUUUUUUUUCUAAUCCACGUUAAAAUCACGAAACGAGCCAUUCUUCGAUUGUUUGUUUGUUUGUGUUUUUUUUUUUUUUUUGGUAAGAUAUAAGUUUGCAAAUUAUUGAUUCGAGAUCGGUAGUACUACACACCCGAGUAAUCCGCAAUCGAACAUCAAUAAUUAACGAAUUAAUAAUAUUCAUUGUGUUUUAUUUGUACAGUCACUAGAGCGAAAUAAACUAUAUAGUUCGAAUUUUAGCCUAAGGAUACGUCUACGAUAUAAUUAAGGAACAUCAAUGGAUAAUAAUAUAAAACAAUGAGAUAUUAUCAUCUUGCGCUUAAUUGUACUUAAAAGGUUAAUAUUUCUUUAGUUGUAUAACUGUAUAACUUGUAAAUAUCAUUUGUAUUAAAUUGUGCUUUUGUUAACCUAUUUCAUCAUUAAUAAAAAGAAAAAAACGACAAAA